Clarias gariepinus (North African catfish) is the source of this 1167-nucleotide messenger RNA. Its product is annotated as chemokine XC receptor 1-like. Bases 165 to 1157 code for a protein of 330 amino acids. Gene Ontology annotation, cellular component: membrane. NCBI's taxonomy places the organism in Eukaryota, Metazoa, Chordata, Actinopteri, Siluriformes, Clariidae. The transcript is spliced from 2 exons. Gene Ontology annotation, molecular function: G protein-coupled receptor activity. The record is from RefSeq and is a predicted model, not a curated record. Gene Ontology annotation, biological process: G protein-coupled receptor signaling pathway; immune response.
GGGUCGACACUGAGGAAUUCCAACAGUGUGAUCAUUUUAUAGCUACUCAGAACAAAUAAAAGCAAAGGAACGUCAAUAAUUGAAGUUAUUUCAGUAACUGUUUACUGUAAGUUGUUUACAGUAACUUCAGCCAGUAAACCAGGUCAUAAUCCAGGACCAGGGAAAUGGAAACCAAGUAUUGGGAUCAUUAUAAUUACUUCAAACUGGACAGUGAACUGGACAGACAUUCUGAAUUUCCCAUAAUCCUCAGCAUUGUGACCCUGCUCAGUCUUAUUGGUAAUGUUCUGGUUGUUGUGAUCAGUGUAUGCUGUAUGAGGCUUAGAUCACUGACCAGCAUCUUCAUGCUCAACUUUGCUCUGUCAGACCUGCUGUUCACUGUCGGACUGGUGCUCAGGGUAUAUCACUUUAUCUCGGGUUUGACUCCCAGUGGCGCAGUGUGUAAAGUGGUUCACUAUACUUUCUCAGCUGGAUUUUACAGCAGCAUUAUGUUCCUGGUACUGAUGAGUGUUCAGCAAUACACAACCACAGUGCACCCUCACUCAGGCUGGAAGAUAAGACGUCGUGUCGCAUGCAUUUUUGUCUUUGCAUGGGUGGUGAGCCUCUUGGCAGUGCUGCCAGUCGUGAUACACACUGUAGCGUUUCCUAAAUCAGACUUCUGUAUGUACAGCAGUUAUUAUUUACAUAUUCCUCUUACAUAUAAAGAAAACAUAAUUUGUGUGUGUGCCUUUUUGUUUCUGAGUGUUUACUACAUCAAGAUCCUGCGCGUCAUUUUCAAAUUAUCAACAAACCCGAGACACAGAACUACUGGACUCGCCUUCAUUCUCGUAGUUAUGUUCUUUAUUUGUUGGGCUCCUUAUAACAUUGUAAAUUUCCUGGAAACCUUAACAUAUUACCAAAUAAUGCGUUCUAUGGAGUUCAAAGAACGUCUCAAUUACGCCAACUACAUCUGCCAUCUUCUGGUCUUUAUCCGAUGCUGUCUCAAUCCAGUGAUCUAUGCUUUGUUUGGCCUAAAAUAUCGUAAGUCUGUGCGAGAGAUUUAUCUAAGACGAGCUCCUGUACACUCUGCACGAAUGGAGACUGGAGAACUUCCUCUUCAGGGUCGGGACAGUUUAAACAAUCAAGUCCCAGAGCAGGAUAUAAAAUUAAGAUUUUCAUGAACUACAAUCU